UCCAAAAUAUUACGAUGUGAAAAUAUUUGUGGUGGGGACGGGAAGUUUAUAUUCGUAUGAUACCCGAGUUGACAGCCGCGAACUGAAAAUAGAAUCGGGAAGAUUCCUGAGAAGUGCUCUUUAUUUUAGUCUAUAAAUAUUGUGUUAAAACUAUAUUUAAUGACUGCGUAACGUUUCCUCGUUUGUGUGCAAUAAGUUUCUGGAGUUGAAACCAAAUCACGAUUCCUUUAAAAUUCACAUUCACAAGCUUUUUUGUGUUUAAGUAAUAAGUACAUCAUACAAAGAUCAUUCUUUAUCGAGGUUGCUUAUGAAGAGUUUAAAAAUGGUGGAGCAAGUAAAAGCAGCAGCAGCCGCGGCCGCGACGUCGGAGGGCGAGGCUGACGGCGAGCUGUCGCCGCUGCCGGUGCCGGGCGGGCAGCUGCCGCGGCGCCGCGGCGGCAUCAGCGCCGAACCCGUCACAGAAGAAGAUGCUACCAGCUACGUCAAAAAGGUGGUGCCAAAAGACUACAAGACAAUGGGAGCAUUGUCGCGAGCAAUCGCCUCUAAUGUGCUAUUUACACACUUGGAUGAAUCAGAACGGGCAGACAUGUUCGAUGCAAUGUUUCCUGUGCAAUGUCUACAAGGCGAAACAGUGAUCCAGCAGGGAGAUGAAGGAGAUAACUUUUACAUUAUUGAUUCUGGGGAAGUAGAGGUGCUGGUGAACGGCGAGCCGGUGACGACGAUCGGCGAGGGCGGCAGCUUCGGCGAGCUGGCGCUGAUCUACGGCACGCCGCGCGCCGCCACGGUGCGCGCGCGCUCGCCGCUCAAGCUGUGGGGCCUGGACCGCGACUCCUACCGCCGCAUCCUCAUGGGCUCCACCAUCCGCAAGCGCCGCAUGUACGACGAGUUCCUGUCGCGCGUCUCUAUACUUGAAAGUUUAGAGAAGUGGGAGCGGCUGACGGUGGCCGACGCGCUGGAGCCGGUGUCGUUUAGCGACGGCGAGACCAUCGUGCGGCAAGGCGAGCCCGGAAACGACUUUUAUAUCAUUGUUGAAGGCACAGCCGUAGUGCUGCAGCAGCGCGGCGGCUCGGCCGGCGGCGCGGGCGCGCAGGAAGCCGUGGAGGUGGGGCGGCUCGGGCCCUCGGACUACUUCGGCGAGAUCGCCCUGCUGCUAGACCGGCCGCGCGCCGCCACCGUGCGCGCCGCCGGCCCGCUCAAGUGCGUCAAGCUCGACCGCGCCAGGUUCGAGCGAGUGUUAGGUCUGUGUGCGGACAUCCUUAAAAGAAACAUCGCACAGUACAACAGUUUUGUUUCCCUUUCGGUGUAAGGAUCUAUACGCUGCGUACAACAUUUAACAGCAAGUGGCCGACAAAGCCGGCGGCAUGUUACACAUUUUAUGCCAUAUUAAGCUUGCGGAGCCGCUGACGCAAUGCGUUUGUCUGUAUCAGACUAUAUUAUGUUUCUGACUAUAGUAAAAUAUGUUAUAGGUGGCGUCGAACUUCUUGAAUUUCUCGCGUUCGUGUUUGCGUUGGUACAAUAAACAUAGCUAUUUGCACUAACCGCCAGUAAAUAUUAUACAUCGAGCAUUUCGAAUAGAUGAUCGCGCUGACCUCUACUAAUACAAGUACGCUGGACCUGCAAUUGCCGACCUGUUUUCGCUGAAAACAGUUUAUUGUUAAAUGCUAAUGCGAUCCUACUCGUCCACCGACUAUAAACACGCAAGAAGUUUGGCGUCACCUCAACGGCCAAAACAAGGCCAAUCUUGAAUCAGUGUAAUUUUAUAGCUGAAGCACAAAACUUACUUAAUAUAGAACUUCUAUUUUUAACCUUUUUCAAUGGAAUAUACUAAGGUGUGCUUAAAUUAAAAACAUGAACGAAUAAAUGUUCGAAGUUAUUGAAAGUAGUAUAAUAUCGAAAAAUUAUAGUGUUCAACAGAAUCUACGACUUCGGCCAAAUUGACCCGAAGUUUUUGCCGAAGCCGAAGGUUUCUAGCAAGCGCCGAAAUUGAACGAUCUGUUACAAAUGUUGUGGCGGUAUCGACCAGAAAUAGACAUUCUGCCGGACACUAAGAUAUUACUUUGCGUUUGACUCAACACUUUAAUUUAUUGCAAGUGCUAGAUGUUAGAUUAACCUAUAAGUAUUAUUGCUAUACUUAUUAUAACAGUACACAGAACUUUAGUCAUACUAAAUCAUUCUGUAGUGGUGCCUACUAAUAACAAUUUGUUUCUGACUAGUUGGUAAUGGCCUAAGAGCCAGCGCGUGCCAGACCUUCGUUAUUUUAUAAAUGCUGAAAGUUUCUGUGCGUUUUGUCCCCAAUACAGA
Molecule: messenger RNA, 2301 nt
Organism: Maniola jurtina (meadow brown)
Lineage: Eukaryota; Metazoa; Arthropoda; Insecta; Lepidoptera; Nymphalidae
Gene: Pka-R1
Product: cAMP-dependent protein kinase type I regulatory subunit
Exons: 8
Coding region: 308-1306 (332 amino acids)
Biological process (GO): regulation of protein phosphorylation
Cellular component (GO): cAMP-dependent protein kinase complex
Molecular function (GO): cAMP-dependent protein kinase regulator activity
Source: RefSeq, a predicted model, not a curated record